This is a messenger RNA of Helianthus annuus (common sunflower), 847 nucleotides long. RefSeq lists its product as uncharacterized. The record is from RefSeq and is a predicted model, not a curated record. Bases 2 to 727 code for a protein of 241 amino acids. The transcript has 2 exons. Lineage: Eukaryota; Viridiplantae; Streptophyta; Magnoliopsida; Asterales; Asteraceae.
AAUGUGUCUGAAGCUUCUGGUCGACGUAAAAGGCUCAAGAGUGUUAUUUGCAGAAGUACCAAAAGAAUUUGUGGAUUUCCUUUUCCACAUAUUCUCUUUGCCUUUGGGCACCCUGGUCGAGUUAAUUGGAUCUAACCAGAUGGCGGGCUGCUUAGGAAAACUCAAAGGUAGCAUAGAAAUUUUCAAUGGAAACUACCUUCAACCUGGCAUCAAAAUGGAUGACAUCUUCCACCCCAAAACAGCAUUCAACGGUAAAACAUUUCUGUUAUCCUAUGAUGCUUCUUCUGGGGAUCAGUCCGGUGCAUCCAAAGCAGUUUACAGGUGUGCCAAGGCAGCAGGACAGUGCCAUUACUGUAGUAACUCAUACUCAUCUUGCAAGUCAAAUGCAACACUGUGUGCGAAUUCUAUAUGUCCCGGUUGCAGCGGUUACAUGAAUCAUAAGAUGGCACUUGUAACGCCGCCGAAUCAGGUAGCAGAAACAAAACUAGCGGAUGAGAUAAAGAAGCGUGGGUAUGUUAAGGAAGUUGUGACAUAUAUGGUGAUGGAUGAUCUAGUGGUGAACCCAAUGUCCACCAUUUCUGGCAUCACCCUCAUCAAUAAGUUUGGUGUCAAGGAUCUGAGUCAACUUGAAGAGAAGAAUGUUUCUUUUGGAAAAGAUGAGGGUCUGAAGCUGUUAGAGGCAUCUUUGAAGACCAACAAAGUGCUGACAACUGUCUUUAUGCAUUAAAAUAUAGUUAUGGAUCUGGUUUAUGAAAGUCUUUUGAUGUGUUUUAAUUUGAUGGUGGUAUGUAUGUAAGUCCCCCUUGCGGAUUAGAACUUAGUUAUCUUCUUUUGCCUACCACCUAUC